Urocitellus parryii (Arctic ground squirrel) is the source of this 1857-nucleotide messenger RNA. RefSeq names its product transmembrane p24 trafficking protein family member 8 (gene Tmed8). The record is from RefSeq and is a predicted model, not a curated record. Lineage: Eukaryota; Metazoa; Chordata; Mammalia; Rodentia; Sciuridae.
GUGGCGGAGACGCUCCGGGCGCGGGCUGCAGAUGUCGAACCGGCAGGCGGCUGAGGGGCCGGGCUUCUGGAGCCCCGCAGCCCGCCGAGGGUCGGCGGGCGGCGUCGGGGACAGCUCCGGAGUGGAGGGGAGCCUGGCGGCCGCCGCAGAGAAUGAAGAUCUAGAAAUCACCARGGCCAUCUCUGAUCUAGCACCCCAUCCCUCGCCCCACAGGCCACAGAUGGUAUGUCCAGUGAGUAAGGAUGCCACAGAAGAUCUGCAGGGAGCAACCAAUCCCUCCAAGGCUCCAGCUUUGGUGGAACAGCAUUUGCUGCCUGCAGACCAGGCCCACGUCCGCAACCAGAUGGCCAAGUACCGAGUUCCACAAAGGUCUGGAGACAUUGUUAUGAUCCAGUCUGAGCAUACAGGAGCUAUUGAUAUUCUUUCAGCUGAUUUGGAAUCUGCAGAUCUUCUGGGGGACCACAGGAGAGUUUCCCCACCUCUGAUGGCUCCUCCAUGCAUCUGGACCUUUGCCAAGGUGAAGGAAUUCAAAAGCAAGCUGGGCAAAGAGAAGAACAGCCGUCUGGUGGUGAAACGGGGUGAGGUGGUGACCAUCCGGGUACCCACUCAUCCAGAGGGGAAGCGUGUCUGCUGGGAGUUUGCAACUGAUGACUAUGAUAUUGGCUUUGGAGUUUAUUUUGACUGGACCCCUGUAACCAGCACUGAUAUAACUGUGCAGGUCAGUGAUUCCAGUGAGGAAGAGGAUGAAGAAGAAGAAGAGGAGGAGGAAAUUGAAGAACCUGUCCCAGUGGGAGAUGUGGAGAGAGGUUCCAGGAGUUCCCUACGGGGUCGMUAUGGGGAAGUCAUGCCUGUGUACCGGCGGGACAGCCACCGAGAUGUGCAGGCUGGCAGCCAUGACUACCCUGGUGAGGGUAUCUACCUGCUCAAGUUUGACAACUCCUACUCUCUGCUACGCAACAAGACUCUCUACUUCCACAUCUACUAUACUAGCUGAAGGACUGCUGAGACAGAGGGCAGGCUGUAUUUGCUGGCUGACGCAGGCUGCCAGCCGGAGCCUCUUGUUUUAGAUAGACAAGAGCUGAAAGUUCCGCGGGAGGCUCCUGAGCCUCACGUCCUGCCUGGCAUGCCUGACUGUUGACCCCGUGUAGCUUUUUCCCCUUCUUGGCUUCUGCAGGUGGUGGURUAGUCCCCUGUUCUGUGGUCCCUGACUCAUGCUCUUGUUGCUUCAGAUGCCAGCAAAUCCCUCUUUGAAGGCACCUAUCAGGAAAAGCCUCAAAGGAAGUAGGAUGAUGUCUUUUACAAAUAGAUUGGUGUUGGUACAAGGUUUAUCAGUCAGGUUGCUGCUUGCUCCUCUUGAGAGCCUAUAUGCCAAUGUGUUCAGUGGCACCCACCCAUUUUACUUUUUAAGGUGCCAGAAGAGGGAAAAGCACAUUGCCCAUGAAGGAGCCCAGUGUCUUGGACAGAGAAAGCUCUGUCCAUCCUCUCACCACUGCCAUAUUCCUGCCUGCUGGGUAUUCUUGUUCUCUAGCACAGGCUGCGAGACCUCACUGCCUUGGAGGGGUACUAUUAUUCCUGAUGGCUAGACCCCUCCUUUUUUCUCUUUCCUAAGUCUGUGUUUUUGCCAUACAGCAAGAACUUUCAUGCAAUCUAAAGUGAUGAUCAGUGUAACCUAAGAUCUUCUGGGAGGAAAAAAUGGGCUCUAUCACUUUCUGUUCCAAGAGCUACUUUCCCUUACCAAGGCCACUGGCAGUUGAUGGAGAAAGGGUGGAAAUUAGAUACUGAAUUGAUCUUGGAAUCCACCCUUGAAAUUCUAGUGUUACUCAAUUUUUAAAAAAUUUAAUCCAAGAAAGAGGGAUA